Molecule: messenger RNA, 1284 nt
Organism: Salpingoeca rosetta
Lineage: Eukaryota; Choanoflagellata; Craspedida; Salpingoecidae
Product: AGC/PKC/ALPHA protein kinase
Exons: 9
Coding region: 92-832 (246 amino acids)
Biological process (GO): protein phosphorylation
Molecular function (GO): ATP binding; protein serine/threonine kinase activity
Source: RefSeq, a predicted model, not a curated record
UCAGCGCCGCGUCCUCGCGGAAGGAAACGGCUGCCCCUUCCUCGUCCACCUCGAGGCCGCCUUCCAGUCGAAGGACCGCCUCUUCUUCGUGAUGGAAUUUAUUUCCGGUGGCGAUCUCAUGUUCCACAUCCAGCGUCAAGGCCGCUUUGGCGAGAUUGCGACUGCAUUUUAUGGUGCCGAGAUCCUGGAAGGACUCUGGUUCCUCCACGACCGCGGCAUUGUCCACCGUGAUCUGAAGCUCGACAACGUCAUGCUGGACCAGGACGGCCACAUCAAGAUCACGGACAUGGGCAUGUGCAAGGAGGGCAUGCUGCCGGACCAGACGACCGGCACAUUCUGCGGCACCCCAGACUACAUUGCGCCCGAGAUCAUCCACGGGAUGCCGUACAACAAGUCUGUCGACUUCUGGGCGCUCGGUGUGCUGCUGUAUGAAAUGCUCAUUGGCCGCCCUCCGUUUGACGGCGCUGACGAUGACGAGUUGUUCGACAACGUCAUUGCAAAGGACAUCCGUAUUCCCAGCGGUGUCCCCACCGCCGCAGCCUCCCUCCUCCGCGGGCUGAUGCAGAAGCGCCCCUCCUCGCGUCUUGGCUGCGGGCCAUCGGGCCGGCGUGACAUUAUGGAUCACCCCUUCUAUCGCCACAUGGACUGGGACAAACUCAAGGCCAGACAGGUGAAGCCCCCAUUCAAGCCCCCUUCGUCUCGGGAUCCAACAGCCAACUUCGACCGCGAAUUCACGCGCGAAAAGGUGCACCUCACCCCAAUCCCAAAGGCUGCCAUCAAGGACAUCGACCAGAAGGCGUUUGCGGACUUCGACUUUGCGGUGCCGCAGUGAUGUGAUUCAAACCACCGUCGUACUUGCACUCCUCCUCGCCUGCUGACAGUACGUCUGCUCUCUCCGACAACCACCCCCUCAACCAUUGUCUUGCUGCGCGGGUUUGUUGGCUUGCUGCUUCGUUGCGUUGCUCUUUUGUUCUUCUUCCUACUUUGCUGCGUGAGACCACACCGCUUCUCUCAAGCAGCAGCACCACAACCUCUGUUGCCCGCACUUGGCGUGUUGCCCCCUGUUCUUUCGUGUCCUUCCUGUCAUCGUUCCAUCCCCAGUCGCCCUUUUGUCUACCUUCACACCUGUGUUGUUCUUGUUGAUUCGUUCUUGAUCUUCUUGGUCUUGUUGUUGGUACGCACCACGCGCCUCCUUUUGCCGGUGCACGUGUGUCUUGUUGCAUUCUUCUUGGUCUACCUGACUGGUCGUUCCCAGAGUUACAUACAGUGCAACUUGCGCGCAAC